Messenger RNA from Parasteatoda tepidariorum (common house spider), 483 nucleotides. The record is from RefSeq and is a predicted model, not a curated record. NCBI's taxonomy places the organism in Eukaryota, Metazoa, Arthropoda, Arachnida, Araneae, Theridiidae.
AUGGGUCUAAGAUUUGUCCAGUUAGACAUACCAGGUGCUCUUCACAGUGGAGAAUCGACAUGGUUAAAAUGUCAAUAUGAAUUAGGUGAAGAUGAACUAUAUUCAGUGAAAUGGUACAAAAACAAUGUAGAAUUCUUCCGCUUUUUGCCAAGUGACAUGCCAGCUGGUCAAAACUAUGAGUUACUAGGUGUAUAUGUUGACCUGGAAAGUUCAAAUGCCACUCAUGUGUAUCUUUAUAAGACGGACUUGAAUACAGAAGGUACUUAUGGAUGUGAAGUAUCCACGGAAGCACCUUCAUUUCGAACUGUCAAAGCUGAUAAGGAACUAAGAAUAUAUGUCCUACCAACAAACGGACCAAUCAUAGAAGGUAUUGAUCCUCCUUAUCAAAUCGAUGAUGUUGUAAAUAUAACAUGUACAUCAGGACCCUCUAAACCUACAGCUCAUAUGAAAUGGUACAUAAAUGAUAGAGAAACUUUAAACUAA